Molecule: messenger RNA, 4809 nt
Organism: Daldinia childiae
Lineage: Eukaryota; Fungi; Ascomycota; Sordariomycetes; Xylariales; Hypoxylaceae
Product: Stonustoxin subunit beta
Exons: 4
Coding region: 1-4809 (1602 amino acids)
Source: RefSeq, a predicted model, not a curated record
AUGUAUGGCGUAAAUAUGAGCAAAAAUAUGAACCUAUUACGACCUGCCUUGGGGGAGCAAGUACCUUUUGGCAGGCUCUACGAUGCCAGAACCGACCAAUUUCUUUCUCAGUCCAUACUGAGAGAAGACAGCCAAAUAUUCCAGGCGUCAUCUGCAAUUCCCUCAAGUCAAUUACCCGAAGUCAACGUUAUUUUCCAUGAUUCCUAUCAGGCCAAGUUCGAUCUCAUGAACAUAGGCGCUGACCUAGGUGCGAGUAUUCUUGCUAAGCUCAUAAAGCUCAAUGGAGCUAGUAUGUAUCUCGAUGUCCCACAGCAAAGAGACGGUAUACUACAUGCCGCUGUUCAUCACAAAAUUAUCUCAGCACGGGAGAAGUUCAAUGUAAUGCACCCUCGGAAUCAAGCAGCCAUAGACUGGGAAGCCUUGAUCAACUUGGAGGCUACACAUUUUGUCGUCGGAAUCGAAUGGGGUAUCCAAAGCAUUGUCUCAAUACAACAUACAGUCAGCAGCUCUGUAGCCCACACGGUAGUUGAAGCUCAGUUUCAGACCAAGAUUUCCAAAUUCAAAUCAGCAAUCGAAACAAAUGCCCCGAUUGCUUCAGAGAGAUCCCCCCAUGAUCCAACAGAUACAGAUAUGCCACUGGAGAUCACAACAUAUAGCGACAUAUCCGCUGAAUGUGGUGUCAUGGUGGAAACUUUGGAGAAGGCACGUUCUGAACUGAGCCUUAUUCCUAUACAUAUUGAAAAGGAAUAUUCCAAUAGGGGUCGACCGAUUACAUAUACGCUAUUUCCAAUUAACGUUCUCGGAACGAUUAUGGAAUAUGAUGAUGGUCUUGGUGCAGCCAUGACCCCUAUCAGCUUGGAGACCGAGAAUCGCUUAGUUCACUUAUUCGAUGAGUUUUCUCAGUCUUAUCAGAAACUCCACAAGAACUAUGAAUACAUUUCACAGCAUCAACAGUACUGUCCCGAACGUCUUCGUAAGGAAGUAGAAUCGAAGAUAUCCAAGCUAAAACGUGCGUCGGAGAGCUUUGAGCAAGAGUACGCGAAGGCUCUUGUAAGUGUACGGAGUGGGAAAGAUAAAGAAAUUCUUCUCCAGAAUCUCCAUGCUACCUACACUAGCGAUGAAAUAUCACCCACUAUUCUAGCCAACACGACUGACCAACACGUCGCCAAAAUCAAGUUUAUACUUGAAGCUACUGGUAUGGGUGCGACCUACGCCAACGCUGAAGAACCAAUCAUCGAUUCCAUAGGCAAUAAGAACGCCUAUAUAUUCUCAAUCAGCAAUGCGGCUUUGAAUGAUAGCAAUUCUUGGAAUGACAAUGCAACCCUAUUCAAACGUUUAUUGGGCGAUCAAAACCCUGAUAUCCUCUAUAUAAUAUCCGACGAUGAUGCAGGAGGAUGUGCCUCACCUUAUGCUUAUAUCUCCUGCUACGAGAAAGGGGACUUGGUGUCUGAGGAUGUUUUUGGGGAGCAGAAUUGGCUCAUAAAGCAGUGCUUUGUUAAGUGCACAACAGACACCAUUGAGGACCAAGAUAUCCCGAGACCACUGAAGAGGCGCCGUGUUACUAUGCCUUGCCCGAGCCAAAACUGCAGUCGAAGUCACAUUUGUGAAUGGAAAUGUUCUAACUGUCGUACUCCUGUGGAGUUCGGCUUCGUCGACAAGUACAUAUACUGCGAUUGCGGACGUAGUUUGUACGAAAACUUCAGCUUUAAGUGUGAUCAGCCAAGUCAUGGUGGGACAUUCGAAAAGUGCCGCUCCCAGCAGGUUUUAUCCCAGCUAAAGAACCUCGGAGACUCGGAAACCGUGAACAUUUUGAUUCUAGGCGAGACCGGUGUGGGAAAAUCGACAUUCAUCAACGCCUUCGUCAAUUACUUGACGUUCAAGACACUAGACGAAGCCAAAGCAGAAGAGGAGCUCAAUUGGGUUAUACCAUGCUCAUUCUCCACACAGGUCAUGGACAGAAAGCGGCCAGACGGAGCUAUCAAGCAGAUCAAAGUACAGGUCGGUACGAGGGAUGAUGAACACGACGGCAGCAAUGGGCAGUCAGCUACACAGCGAACUGCUGUUUAUCCCAUCACCAUUGGCAGCCGUACGAUUAGACUGAUCGACACCCCCGGUAUUGGAGAUACACGGGGGAUUCAAUACGACAAGAGGAACAUGGCUGAUAUUUUAUCAACCUUAAGCAGUUAUGAUGACUUGCAUGGUGUGCUAAUCCUGGUGAAGUCGAAUAAUGCGCGAUUGACUCUUACAUUCAAUUUCUGCAUGAAAGAAUUGUUAACGCAUCUCCACCGAUCGGCGACAAGCAACAUGGCUUUCGGCUUCACCAACACGCGAAUCUCGAACUACACCCCCGGUGAUACAUUUGGGCCGUUAAGUACUCUUAUAGAAAAACAUUCUGAUGUUGGUCUAUCUUUAACAACUCAUACGACCUAUUGCUUCGACUCAGAGAGCUUCCGUUAUCUUGCUGCAUUCAAGAAUGGAGUCACGAUGGAGAAUGAAGAGGACUUCCGCCGUAGUUGGGAGCAUUCGAGGAUGGAGUCACUCCGUCUUAUUGAAUAUUUCAAGUCCAGGGCCCCCCAUAAAGUUCACAGUACCAUAAGUCUUAACGGAGCAAGGCAGCUGAUAGCGAGCUUGACCAAGCCAAUGGCCCAUAUUUCAGCGAUAAUCAAGACCAACAUUGCCAUGAUGCUAGAUAAGAUCAAAGAAUUGACGGACACCCGUAUAACAGGUAUAAAUCUCAGAGAAAGGCUUCAUAUAGAGAAGAUGCAUCUACGUUCUAAAGAACUCGAGAUGCCACGCACCGUCUGUGGGGAAAAAGACUGCAUUGAGCUUAGGGAUGAUGGGGGAGGCGUGAUUGUCACUAUAUACAAGACACACUGCCAUCCUACCUGCUAUCUCACUGAUGUUACGAUUGGUCAAAUAUCUCAUCCUAGUCUCAUUAGAUGUGCCGCGUUUAUGGGUCAUGAUUUCUGUACGAAAUGUACCCAUCACUGGCAAUCGCACCUCCACGUCAUAUGUGAACUGGAGGAAUACAAGGCUACAGUGACAGAUACCGAAGUGGAACGACAGAUCCAAGCAAACUCCAACGACAUAAUACUAAGAGAAACGGCAAUUCAAGACCUGAACAAGCUCAUCGCCGAAUAUAAGGAGGAGCAUGAGAUAAUUCAGAAGGCGUCUGCUAGGUUCGGUAUUUUCCUGAAGAAACACUCCAUCACCCCCUACAACGAUGCGACGCUUGAGUAUCUGGACAUGCUCAUUAGGGAUGAAGAAAUGAAGGUCCAAGUUGGCGGAAACAGGAAGCGUCUUGAUGACCUAUUGGAAGAUCGACGAGCACAUGAGGAGCUCGUAGACACUCUAACGCGCAAUAUGGACAACAAAUACCAAUUGCAGUACCAAGUCCUCAACGAAGCUGGGGUGGAGAACCUUGUGUCUCAGCUGUAUGAGUUAAAGCAUUUCGGCGCGAACCUCAAGACGGUCCAAAAUUCCAUCUUAACGGCGCAUCAAUCCGCGAACCGAGAACGUCCAAUUUGGGUAAAUCAGGGAUGGACAUCCAAGAUAUCCAAGCGUGCUCGUAGGGCUACCAAGAACCCCCAUGAAGUAGCAAAAGCCAAUGUCCAAAAAGCUGUCCUCUCUCCACCGGAUUGGCUUAGGAUUUGGAGAAAGCAUUUCCACGGUCAACAGUGGGGCUUUGUUGCUUUCCGCGCCGCCUACCUUGGCGGCGAUAAUGACGACGAUCGCUGGACUAAAUUUCAGGAGCAGUUUAAACGCAUCGUCGAGUUACCUUUUGCGCGUGCUAUUACCCAAGCACAAGAAGAAGGUGUUUCACUCCCAGAUGAUUUCAACGAGGCCAGAGCCAAGUUUGAGAUUCAAUGGGUAGAAGAAGUUCCCCCGAACGGUGGGACUCUUACGACGAUUACCGAUGCCGAUUCACUCCGAGCCAAGUACGCCGCUCUGAGACCUAAUCUAGCCCCUGGGCUAUGUUGGGACGUUUUCUUCUGCGCGUCACCUGAAGCAGUCGAGUCUUUCGAGAAUGAGGCAUCAACUACCGAUGAGACGACUACGGUGGUCGAUGAAACUGUCCAGAGCCGCGUUGAUGCACGGUUCGAGAAACAUGAAGAAUGGCUUGCCGCACGCCUUGACAAUAUACUUGAGAACCGGAACAAGGCCGAUCAUCGUAAUAGGCGAGAUAUAUACGAGGCUGCAUGGCGCGAUGCAGCAAGCUCGAGUGCGCGGUUCGUCAACGAGAAUUUUCCCGAUGCGAUGCCUUACUACGACAAAUACGAGACUCUGAGGCAUGCUCUCGAUGAAGCCCCAAAAGAGGGCAUGGCCCUUGAAUUCGGGGUCUAUCAGGGCUCUACUCUUCGGAAGAUUGCGGCCAGACGGUCUGGUGGAGUUUACGGGUUCGACUCCUUUGAAGGUCUUCCAGAGGCUUGGCGUUGGGUGAUCCGUCCCGGGGCCUUCGCCGUCGAAGCCCCACCUGAGGUACCCGGCGCCGAAUUAGUGGUCGGAUGGUUCGACAAGACCUUAGCGCCCUUCCUUGCUGAGCAUCCCGGACCCAUCGCCUUACUCCACAUCGACAGUGACUUAUACUCUUCGGCAGUGACUGUAUUAGAGCACUGUGGACCACGUCUAGUGGCCGGAUCGAUUGUAAUAUUUGACGAGUAUUUUAACUUCCCCGGCUGGGAACACGACGAACAUCGUGCUUGGCAGGAAUAUGUCAAUCGCACCGGGACGCGCUUCAGUUGGCUUGCUUAUACUGCUGACAAUGAACAGGUAGUGGUUCGGAUCGAUGAUCCAGGAACCCAGCCCUGA